This is a messenger RNA of Lycium ferocissimum, 1074 nucleotides long. RefSeq lists its product as uncharacterized. Gene Ontology annotation, cellular component: SCF ubiquitin ligase complex. Bases 62 to 811 code for a protein of 249 amino acids. Gene Ontology annotation, biological process: protein polyubiquitination; SCF-dependent proteasomal ubiquitin-dependent protein catabolic process. The record is from RefSeq and is a predicted model, not a curated record. The transcript is spliced from 4 exons. Lineage: Eukaryota; Viridiplantae; Streptophyta; Magnoliopsida; Solanales; Solanaceae. Gene Ontology annotation, molecular function: protein binding.
CUCUUUUUUCCAAACGGACAUUUUACUUCACUUUCAUCUAGCUCAGCUCAAACAUUCUGCAAUGAACCGAUCAAUGUCUAUAUCAGCUUCAAUUCCCAAUGAUAUUGCCCUCAAAAUAGCUUCUUCUCUUCAGGUAGGUGAUCUUUGCUCGUUGGGAAGUUGCUCUCGGUUUUGGUGGUGGCUGUGUGGGUCAAAUCAUUUAUGGGCUUCUCUUUGUAAACAAAGAUGGCCUGCUCUUGCUCUCCAGAUUGAGUCUUCAUCUUAUAACAACCGCAACCAUCAGGAAUGGAGAGUGUUUUAUAUUAGGAAGCACCAUGAGAUGGCAGGAAAAGCAGGAGGCGUAAUUGAUUUUGUCAAUCGCUGUUUGGCAUUUGAGUCGAUUGAGGUUGGGCAUUAUCUGAAAGCAGUUGGAGAACUGGAUUCGAUGCAGUUUGGGUUUGAAGAUGUCCAGACAUUCUUUCUUAAAUCCAAGCAUGAUGUGCUGCUCAACUUGAUUGGUUUGCACUACUGCCUUAUCUGGCUUGGUUUGCCGGGCGAAUGUGUCCUGGAAAUCCUAAAUAACAGCAAUAUUUCACAAAGGCAAGUACGUGUACAAUGGUGGAAGCUUGGGAGGUGGUUUUAUGGCUUUCGCAUGCGUGAUGAAUUACGCACACGUACAGUCUCUUUAGAAGAUCUUGCAACAGCGAAGGAGGAAGAUGUUCUUGGGGUACUUCAGCGAGGUGCGAUACAUGAGGUGAUACGAGUUCAGAUCUCAGCAGUUAAACCUGCCUAUGUAUCCUGGUCAUUCCAGAGCACACAAGACGCAAACUAGUAAAAUAUUAUUACCUAUCAUGUGUACAUCAGUUGUAAAUAUUUCACCUAACCUCCGGUUUAAGACAAGAAUAAAUGUGAACUCUCAUGAAGCUUACUUACAAUGUAUCCUUUUAUCUUCAUGUUGUAAAUAAUGAAAGCUCCUAGGGAAAGGAAGCAUGUAGUUACUGUAAAUUUGAUGAUUAUCACUUGAAAAAAAGCUGCAAUCCUACGUUGUUUGUAUUCUUCCACUCAGUAGUAGUUGAUCUUGUGUUUGUUUCUGUU